GAGAGUGAAGCAGCGGUCGGGAAAACAAGACCGAAUAGAGGAUUAGAAGGGCGGGGAAGGGCAGUGCAGAGAAGAGGCGCGUCCGCUAAACCUGAGCAGUCCGUGUGACCCAAAGGCGACAGCGAAGUACCGCACUGGCCGCGCCCGAUGCUGGGAUCGGAUACCCACGGGCUUCCCGCCGCGCAUGCGCGCCGACGAGACACCACUUCCGGGCGGCUCUGCGUCUCAAUCCCAGCGGCGAAAAGUGGCGCGCAAGCUUGGGCCCCGCUGGCUGGGAGAGGGUUCUGUGUUGGAGCGUACCAAGUCCCGACGGUCGGGGAACAGCGUGCGACCUGGGGCACGCACGGCUCAAAUCUUCUGAGGGGUAAACACCACCAACUGCGCUCCUCUCAUCACUGACGUCUCGGGAGCGGAAAAUAACGGAGAUUUCCACGUGUGGAAACAGUAGCCUCCCUUACCUCACCCGCGGAGAACUGGCCACACCCCUUUGACUCCAUGGCCCCGCCCCCGUGCAGCGCCGUAGCUGAUUGGCCAGGCGCUGGAGGCCCAGCUGGCAACAGCCCCUGGAAAGCGCGCGCCGCCGCAGUAGCGAGAACCUAGCCCGCGGGGAAGGAGGAGGCAGUCGGCGGCGUGAGCUUCUGCGGCUUACUAGAGCAGAGCGGACAGCUGGUUGGUGCUCGGACCGCGCCGCGGCCGCAGGUCCGUCCACGUGCUUUCGGCGGCGCCAUGGACAUGGAGGAGUCGGGGAUGCGUGAGGAAUGUGGCGUGUUUGGGUGCAUCGCUUCUGGAGAGUGGCCCACGCAGCUAGAUGUGCCGCAUGUGAUCACUGUGGGACUCCAAGGGCUGCAGCACCGGGGUCAAGAGAGCGCUGGCAUUGUGACCAGUGAUGGGAGUUCAGUGCCUACAUUCAAGGUGCAUAAGGGAAUGGGUCUUGUAAAUGACGUUUUUACUGAAGAUAAUUUGAAGAAAUUGUAUGUCUCAAAUCUUGGAAUUGGUCAUACGAGAUAUGCCACGACGGGAAAGUGUGAGCUGGAGAGUUGCCAGCCAUUUGUUGUUGAAACUCUGCAUGGGAAAAUAGCUGUGGCCCAUAACGGUGAACUGGUAAAUGCAGCUCGGUUAAGGAAAAAGCUUCUGCGUCAUGGCAUUGGGCUUUCCACGUCCUCUGAUAGUGAAAUGAUUACCCAGUUACUUGCUUACACUCCUCCCCAGGAACGAGACGAUACCCCAGACUGGGUCGCAAGGAUUAAGAACUUAAUGAAGGAAGCGCCCACUGCAUACUCUCUGCUCAUAAUGCACAGGGAUGUCAUUUAUGCAGUGCGUGAUCCAUACGGAAAUCGUCCUCUCUGCAUUGGUCGUCUUAUUCCAGCUUCUGAUUUGAAUGGCAAAGAGAAGAAAUCUUCAGAGAGUGCAGGAUGGGUGGUGUCUUCCGAGUCGGGCAACUUUCUCUCUAUUGGCGCAAGAUAUUCUCAUGAAGUCAAGCCUGGAGAAAUUGUAGAAAUAUCCAGGCACGGUGUCAGAACUCUUGAUACGAUUCCAAGGUCUGAAGGAGACCCAGUGGCUUUUUGUAUCUUUGAAUAUGUUUAUUUUGCAAGACCAGACAGUAUAUUUGAAGGCCAGAUGGUUUAUACAGUAAGGUACCGCUGUGGCCAGCAGCUGGCGAUUGAAGCGCCUGUGGAGGCAGACUUGGUUAGCACGGUUCCAGAGUCGGCUACACCUGCAGCUCUUGGGUAUGCGGCAAAGAGUGGACUGCCAUACGUGGAGGUGCUGUGUAAAAACCGAUAUGUAGGAAGAACCUUCAUCCAGCCAAACAUGAGGUUAAGACAACUUGGUGUUGCAAAAAAGUUUGGCGUGUUGACUGACAACUUUAAAGGCAAGAGAGUUGUCCUUGUAGAUGAUUCGAUUGUGAGAGGCAAUACCAUCUCACCCAUUAUAAGACUGCUCAAAGAAUCCGGGGCAAAGGAGGUGCACAUUCGAGUCGCUUCCCCACCAAUAAAAUAUCCUUGCUUCAUGGGAAUAAAUAUACCCACCAAAGAAGAGCUGAUAGCCAACAAACCAGAAUUUGAUCAUCUUGCAGAAUACCUCGGAGCAAACAGUGUUAAGUAUCUGUCGGUGGAAGGACUGGUUUCAUCUGUGCAACAAGACAUCAAAUUCGAGAAGCAGAAAGUGAAAAGACAUGAUACUACAAUUCAAGAAAAUGGCAAUGGUCUGGAAUGUUUUGAGAAGACGGGACACUGUACAGCCUGCCUCACCGGGCAGUACCCUGUGGAACUGGAAUGGUAGCUGCCUGGAUGGAGUGUCUUGAGACUGAACUUGAUCGGGAAGUGGUUUAUAUACUAUCUGUUACUCAGUUGGUACAAAAGAGAUACCACCUGCUUGUGUGUGUAUACCUUUAUAAGCUCUGAGAAUUCCUGAGGUUACUAAAUUGCUAUAAUUGAAUCAUGAUGGUUACAUGUAAUACAACAUGUAAGGAAUUUUUUUUUAUACAAGGAUUGACUUCUCACCUAGGAGAAGGCAGGAGGUGAAUGGUAUUUCCCAGGCCCAUGCUUGAAGGGUUUGCAAGAGGUUAGAUUAGGGAUGUGUAAUAUACACAGGACAAGGGGCUUUAUAAUGUUCAGGAAAAAUUGGAAUUCCUCGUGUCCCAUAGAGAUCUAAUCUGUAGUCUAGUCUGAAGGAGGGGCCGCCCCCUCCUCAGCACACACAUCUGUGGUUCUGGGGAUCAAUGGACAACUCAAAACAAAAACAAAAAGGAAAGAAAUAAAAACUACUUGAGAAGCUGAGGCAGGGGAUUCUUGGGUUCAAGGACAAUCUGGGUUUUCUGCCUGAGGAUUAAGUGUCUUUCUGUGCCUCGGAGCCCCCGUUUAUUUAAAGCAUCUAAUACACAGUAGGAACGUGAAUACACGCCAUACAUAGGUGUUUAGAGGUAUCAUUUUACCCUUAUGUUUUAAUAGCGCAUGGUCGUUAGCUUUUGCUAAGUAAGUUUUCACUUACAUUAGGAUGGAGGGAAAUGUUCAGAUUUGCAGACCUCUGCCGUCUCUUUGGGAUGCACCAGAAUGAUGGAAAAAUGUAUCUGAGGCCUUCUUUUUGCUUGGACUCAAAGAUGUGAUCGAUGACAUCUAGUACCUUAGGAUACAAGCCUAGCAAAUAACUUAGUACAUUGGAAGUAGAAAACAAAAAUUUGAAUUCCAAGUAAGCCUUUGUCCUUAAUUUGAUUAGAUUUGGCUGUCUGGAUUGAGUGCUUGAUAGUUAUGCAUUCUUUUAUACAUACAGACAUUGGAUUGAAAUUGAACAAAUAGAAACAUACUAGGGGCCGAUUUUGUUUAAUGGCUCAGACAGCUACUGUUGGGGAAUAUUUGCCUGUACCCAAGUGUCAGUUAGCUCAUAAUCAGGUCUUUUCUGCUUUGUUUUGUUAGGUCUAGUGAGAUUUUAGUUUCAAUUUUUUUAUGAUGCAGAUUUAGAGGAUUGUGGUGAUUUCCUUACUAACUCAUGUUUGUGUAAGUUUUCACGUGCAAAAACAUUUAUUUCUAUAUUGUUGCCAAAAUUGCUGUAGCUUCCCAACCCAUUUAGAAACAUAGUAUUUAGGGGCUGGAGAGAUGGCUCAGAGGUUAAGAGCAUUGCCUGCUCUACCAGAGGUCCUGAGUUCAAUUCUCAGCAACCACAUGGUGGCUCACAACCAUCUGUAAUGGGGUCUGGUGCCCUCUUCUGGCCUGCAGGCAUACACACAAACAGAAUAUUGCAUACAUAAUAAAUAAAUAUUAAAAAAAAGAAACAUAGUAUUUAUUAAUAACUGAAAUUAUUAGUCUGCCUCUGGUAUAUAGUCUCACGUGUUACAGAAUAGCAGUCAAGAUAAACUGUUAGUACUUUUAGGUCAUGUGCUUUGGUGUCUGGAAUGCUCCUGUGACAGCUGCAGGCAGGUUGACAUUGUAUAGCCCUAGGGCCGUUUCAGUGGGCGGAGCCUUGUAUAUUAAAUGCAUUACUUAUGGUGGGCUGGAGGGUAAGCCUUUAGGUCAGUUUUUAAAUGGCCUUAUUUAAAUUUGAUGUUUUAAAAAGAAACUCAGGGAAAGUAUUAAAACCAAAAUCUCUAAUUUGACUUUGUGUUUUCCAUAGUUUUUAUUUUGUUUUAUUGGGAUACUUUUAUAAAGGGAAAUGAUGUUGUGGUCGUUUGAUAAUUGUACAACUUUCUUAAUUAUUUCUUCAUUGUAACCUUUUAUUUCACAAGUUUCUGAAUAUGAAUUAAAUUAACAUUUUUUCUACCCGU
Molecule: messenger RNA, 4255 nt
Organism: Microtus oregoni (creeping vole)
Lineage: Eukaryota; Metazoa; Chordata; Mammalia; Rodentia; Cricetidae
Product: amidophosphoribosyltransferase
Exons: 11
Coding region: 727-2280 (517 amino acids)
Biological process (GO): purine nucleotide biosynthetic process; purine nucleobase biosynthetic process
Molecular function (GO): amidophosphoribosyltransferase activity
Source: RefSeq, a predicted model, not a curated record